AUGCGGUUCUUGGCUUUAUCCCUCGCAGCUGUGAUGACCUUCGUGUCGGCGGCCAAAGUCAAUCUCCCCUUGCGUUCCCGUGCCAGAGAGCAAGCCGGCGAUGAUACCAGAUUUCGUUUGCCAAGCGUCCGGAGCGUCACUAAUUCCUCUGGAGUUAAUGUGCCUGUGACGGACUGGUUCAACCGCACAGACAACCAGUGGUACACAACGUUCGCUGUCGGCACUCCGCCUCAGAACCUGACCGCAUUGUUUGACACUGGAUCUCCUCUUCUUCUACUCCCGCGGAACAACUGCACCACCUGCGGCAACUUGACGCUGUUCAACCCUGGGGAGUCCAGCACCUUUUCACCCCUUCCCGGCACGGAAGUGGACGAAUACUUCUCGACGGGCGCCGACUCGAUCCCUUUCCUGGAGCCUCAGGGAGCCAAAUGUAAAUACGUCCACGACGCGAUCGCUCUUGGAUCAGGGGAACUGAAAGUCGACAGCCAGCAGUUUGCGUUGUGCGAUACUUAUGCUGAGGCUCUGGACAUCUCGGGGAUCUCGGGGAUUAUGGGAAUGAGCCUGCCGAGUCCAGACAGCAAGAACACUGCUUGGUAUUGGAAUCUCGUUAACGAUGGCCAGCUGGAUUCUCCGUUGUACUCCUUCUAUACUCCGCCUGGCGACAUCGAAGGCGGGCAGGUCACACUGGGCGGAAUCGAUGAAUCCAAAGUUGAAGGAGAUAUCACCUAUACCGAUCUCGACGCCACCGCAACCAACGACUUCUCCGCGUACGUCGUCGACCAGUUUGCGUUGUACUCCGAUGGUAAAAUCUUGACCAACGGGUCAGCAACCCCGCUUCCUCGCGGUCUGGCCAUAUUAGACACCGGCACCGCCUUCAUGCAGACACCAGAUUACGCCACCGCGAAGAACAUAUAUGCCCAGAUCUCCCCUAACAUUACCCAGAUAGAUGCUGCGGGGGCCUGGGGCGCGCCCUGUGACGAACUAGAGGGCUUUGCGCCUGAUUUGACGUUCACGCUGGGUACCACAGCCAAGUCGUUGAAUUUCACCAUCCCGAAACGUUACUUCAGCCUUGGCGAGUACCCAGGACAGCCGGGGAUUUGCCAGGCAGUCUUCAACAACCCCGUGCCGGGCACUGAGAUUUCCUAUGAUGACACCGCGGUAUGGCUCAUCGGUUCGCCGCUGCUCGACAAGUACUACACCGUAUGGGAUGGCGUUGGGCUGCGGAUAGGCUGGGGCAAGCUCCUUGGAGCUGACCUCUCGGGCUAUUAA
This is a messenger RNA of Diaporthe amygdali, 1269 nucleotides long. RefSeq lists its product as uncharacterized. The record is from RefSeq and is a predicted model, not a curated record. Gene Ontology annotation, biological process: proteolysis. Gene Ontology annotation, cellular component: fungal-type vacuole. The transcript is spliced from 3 exons. Bases 1 to 1269 code for a protein of 422 amino acids. NCBI's taxonomy places the organism in Eukaryota, Fungi, Ascomycota, Sordariomycetes, Diaporthales, Diaporthaceae. Gene Ontology annotation, molecular function: aspartic-type endopeptidase activity.